Molecule: messenger RNA, 387 nt
Organism: Botrytis fragariae
Lineage: Eukaryota; Fungi; Ascomycota; Leotiomycetes; Helotiales; Sclerotiniaceae
Exons: 2
Coding region: 1-387 (128 amino acids)
Source: RefSeq, a predicted model, not a curated record
AUGGGUAACAACGACGGAGGAUUAAACUCCGUGACUGCAUAUAUUAGCAUGAAUAUACAGCGUACUCGGCACAUCAUAGACAUCGAAUACUAUAUAAGAGCAUCAAAGUCUAGGUCACGGCCUUCGUCGGAAGCGCGAUUUUCAAAAAUCAUUGCCAGUGUUGCAACGCUACAGAACGACACCACUUCUGCCCUUUCGAGCUUCAAUCUAGAUUUCGCAAUUAUCAAAUUGGAGGCCUCGAAAGAGUAUAAGGGUGUCGGAGAAAGCAUCUCCAGUACACGUAAGCACGAUGUUGAGGCUGGCAGACUUCACGAGACAGCGCAAAAAUUAGGGGCGCUGUUUGAUCGCGAGGGCUCCUCUGGCUCCAGGAUGCUCCAUGAUGUUUGA